Molecule: messenger RNA, 4290 nt
Organism: Mus pahari (shrew mouse)
Lineage: Eukaryota; Metazoa; Chordata; Mammalia; Rodentia; Muridae
Gene: Tmem44
Product: transmembrane protein 44
Exons: 11
Coding region: 79-1413 (444 amino acids)
Source: RefSeq, a predicted model, not a curated record
GAGCCCCACAAUAGGCGAGGCUGGGGAGCCGCGCGGUCCGGGAACUUUCCCCGGGGUCGGCGGAGGCUCGACCCGGCCAUGGAGGAGGGGGCUAGCGCCGCGCCCCCGCUCUGGAACUGGGACUACCUGGAGCGCUGCUUCGCCCGCCGCCGCGUCUGCAUCUCCUUCGGCCUGUGGAUCUGCGCCGCCUGCUGCUGGAUCGCUGCCCACACGCUGAUUCUCUACCUGAGAUGCACAAAGAAGUGUGGCCAAGACCAGUCGACACUGUGCGCUGCAUUCUGCCUCCUGACGAGUCUGUGUGACACCGUGGGGGCGAUUCUGGCCAGGCAGCUCACGAUCCAGGUAUUCACUGGGGCCUACCUAGCAGCUGUAGACUUCAUGAACUUCAUGUUCACUCUCUUUCCUGUCUGUGGAUCCAAAUCCAAGUCAAAGUCCGGUCAGAGCAGCAGGGAGAGGAGGAGAAGGCAUCUUAGAGCCAGUGUGUUUGCCCUGACUCUGCCUCUGAGCCUGGGUCCAGGCUGGGCAAUCUGGACUGCUCUCCCCAAGGCUCCAGCCCCAGUCCGUGGGCCGCAACGAAGGCUGCUGGGAAGCCUUCUGCAGGAUAACCCGGAAGUCUUCGGCUACCUGCUGGGUACCAUUGCUGCCUUUGGUUCCUGGGCAUCCCGGAUCCCUCCAUUCUCCAAUAUCUGUCGGGGCAAGUCACUCUCCUAUAUCCACCUGUGGACCCGGUUCCUGUCAGCUCUGGCUGGUCUCCUCUACGCCUCGGCCAUCGUGGCCCACGACCGGCAGCCUGAAUACCUCCUUCAGGCCACACCCUGGUUCCUGAUUUCACUGGGCCGAGCUGCGCUGGACCUUGCUAUCAUCUUUCUGUCCUGCGUGAUAAAGAGCAGGAUGAGCCGAGCCUUCGACUUUGCUAAGGCUGAAGCCAGAGAGGGUGCCGACACACAAGCCCUUUUGACCUGUGCAGAGAAGGAAGAUGAAAACCAGGAGGCCAGGACCGAGGACAAGAACUCAGAUUGGGUGCCUCUGACCAGCCUGUCCCACUGCAAGCCCCUGAGGACAAUGACAGCCAUCAGUCGCUACAUGGAGCUGACCAUCGAGCCUGCCCAGCAGGCAGGCUGUAGCGCCACCAGGCUGCCCGGUGACGGACAGAUGAGCACUGGAGACGCCUCCUUGCAGGAGCCUCCCUCGUACCCUCCCAUCCAGGUCAUCCAGGCCAGAGUGUCUUCCAGCAGCUCCUCCGAGGUCUCCUCCAUCAACUCCGACCUGGAGCAGAAGUAUUGGGAAGCCCUAAACUCGGAGCAGUGGGACCCUGAAGAUGUCAACCUUGAAAGGGAAAAGGACGCAAAACUCCUUAGAUCGCAGGUGCGCAGGGCCUCUUUGAGCCCCGUGGACUUGGCUUCUGAUGACUAACAUCUUCAGGAGCCAAGCCAUCAGCUCGGAACUCAAAGUCAGGCGUCUGUCAGUGACUAGAUGGGGACCAACCUCGGAGGCCACCCAGGUCAGGAAUGGAAGCCACGAUAGAAGCUCCCCAGGGAGUGAGGAACCCUGAGCUGUCACUUAGCUUGGCUAGUCUACACCACAGCUCAGAAUGGAGCUGAGGACCCUGGGGACAGAUCUGCACAUGCCCAGCUCACAGACGGAGCCUGUUCGUAAAGAUGAGCUUUCUUCCAAAUGACACGGGAUCUAUCCCCACGACGAGAUUCAAGCAUAAAUAUUGUUUGCUUAACAACGGGAUCGAACUCACCAAGAGCUACCAUUUGGAUCCCAGCGGAAUGUAUUCUUCAAGACUCAACUAAGCGCAGGUGAAAGAGUGGGUCCACCAGCCUGGAGACCUGGGUAGAUGUACAGGAACUGGCUUCUGCCUUCCAGGUAGCAGAUCAUUGGCAGGACAAAGGCAACUAUUGCCUGCUCUGCAGUAGCAGAACUCCCUCCAGCCUGGCAAAGUGUAUGCUGAGGCUGGGUGACCGGGUCUCGUGUGCUUUAGCGGGUAGCAGAAAGCUUGGUUUGCGUACGGGCACAAUGCGAAGUACGCUUCCAUCCUUGGGCAGGCGAUUUGAGGAUGAUUUUAAUAACGUGACCACGAGUGAGGGAACGGGUAAAGGGAAUGAGGCCAGGCAGGAGCGAUCACUGGGGUGAAUAAAUUUUGGUUGAAUGGGUUAACAAUGUCUCACGGUGGAGAACAGGAGUCCGUCAGAAUCCCAGCCCAGAGGGCUGCCUCGAGGGGACCUGGGAACAAUGCCAAGGCACACAACUCUGCCCGCAGCUGGCCCAUGACCCAUCUGUGACUCAGCGGCAGCUGCCCAGCUUCUCCUGAGGGCAAGUCCGAACAGUGUGAAGGAUGGGGUGCCGGUGGAGAUCGGUUGGUCAUGCAGGUUUCUGCAUGGUUCCUAAGCCCCUGGGUGACCUCUAAACUGGAAUUCAAAGCCACUUUAUCUGCUCUGGGUCCUCCGUUCUCUUUGUGUGGUGGCUUGCUGAAGUCAGCUUUGCUCUGUAGUCUUAACCACUGUGAGGAGUGGACCUCGGAGGGUGUGGGGAAGUGGAACAUUCCAGCCUGGAACAUUCCAGCCCAGAACACUCCAAACUAGAGGCAGGGAAGGGUGGAAAUCUAGUCAAGGAAGGAGAAACCUGACGUGGCCGGCAUGGCUGGUGUGACGUAGUUUUGUAAGGCGAGAGCUGGAAAAGAACCAGGCUCUUGGAGGUUAGGAAGUUAGUGCUGAAUUCUGUAGCCAGGCAGGAGGACACCAGGGCAGGAAGGUGACCGACUUGCUCAAGCAGACCACAGUUAGUGAGUUUCUCACCCCUGACUUUUCAUGAAGCAGAAAUGUCGUCGAGGGUGCAGAGUAAACGUGAGACCAACGCUUAAAGUAUGUUCCUUAAACAAACAAACAAACCAGGGACUGUAAGAGGCCAAGAAAGCCUCAAAAUCAUGGCCUUCCUACCUCUCAGCAUUGCAAGUGCUGGGAUUUACAGGCCCCAGCAACCGUGCCCAGUCUUUCACUUUAUCGACGAGGAAACAUGUUUAAAUACGGUAUCCAAAGCAUUGGCCUCACGAGCGGAAGUGGCCACAAUCCAUGAUAAUGAAGGCCCUGCUUAAACUCCUGCAGUUUGAGGUAUGUUGCCUGCCCGAGAAGUCUGGAUGAUUUAAGGAGAGCUCUUGUUACUAAGUUCUCUUCAAAGUUUGCCUGGAGGGCUGAGGCUUAGCUGGGCGAACGCUUUCCUAACAUGUACAAGGCCCUGGCUUCCAGUGCAGCAUAAGGGGGUAGGAUGAUAGACACCCGGAGUCUGGGAAGUGGAGGCAGCAGGAUUAGAAGUUCAAGGUCAUCUAUCUUUAGCUCCGUAUCGAAGGUUGGCGUGAGAUAUAUGAGACCCUGGGGGUGGGGAGAGAAAACAACUGUGCAGACCAUGAAGAACUAAUCCUCUUAAAUCCAUCCAGUCACUCCAGGAAGAGGUCAUGAGGACCGUCUGAUGAUCCUUGCACUGCUGUCACGCUGAGAAAUGAGUUACUAGUCUAAGGAAGCUCUGUGUGCAGGAAGGAGCGUGACUGUCUCCUGUGCCGGGUCUGAAUAAGUGUGCCGCCCUUUCCCUGCUGAGUCACAGUGUCCCCCGUCUAUAAGAAGAAAGUCCAAGCCUGGUGGCUCACCCUUGUUGGGAAGCUGGGACAGGAGGGCUUCCACGUGUUAAAGGUCAGCCUGGCUACUGAGACCCAGUCUCAAAAGACCCACAAACCAGGCUGGGUGUGGGGGCUCAUUCCUUUAAUACCAGCAUCUGGGAGAAAGAGAGAGAGAGAGACAGAAGGAUUUCUGAGUUCUAUGCCAGCCUGGUGUACAGAGUGAGUUCCAGGACAGCCAGGGCAACAUAGUGAGACCCUGUCUCAAACAAAAAAAACAACCACCACUGAGCUGGGGGUAGAACUGCAGGUCGAUGGUAGAGCACUUCCCUAGCAUGCACGGGACCUUGGGUUCCAUCCCUAUCGUGAAAAAAGUUAUACUUCCUUUUUUCUCUCAUGACUAUGCCAGUCAGCAGUUCACACAUAAGACUAACAUCUUUAUACACAUCCAGAAAGACAUGCUACAUGAAGACGAAUUUCAUAUACACCUUGAAAAUCUGUUUCAAUUUAUUUACUUAUUAUUAUUUUUUAAUUGAUUAACUGGUUGGUUGGUUUUCCUGAGACUGGGUUUCUCUGUGUAGCCCUGACUAUCCUGGAACUUGCUCUGUAUGGCCUCGAAUACUGAGGUCCACCUGUCUGUGCCUCACAAGCGCACUUCGAUUAAAGGCGUUCGCCACCAA